This is a messenger RNA of Rhincodon typus (whale shark), 2965 nucleotides long. RefSeq names its product thioredoxin-like 4A. The record is from RefSeq and is a predicted model, not a curated record. Gene Ontology annotation, biological process: mRNA splicing, via spliceosome. Gene Ontology annotation, cellular component: spliceosomal complex; U4/U6 x U5 tri-snRNP complex; U5 snRNP. NCBI's taxonomy places the organism in Eukaryota, Metazoa, Chordata, Chondrichthyes, Orectolobiformes, Rhincodontidae. The coding region runs from base 164 to 592 and encodes 142 amino acids. The transcript is spliced from 4 exons.
CGCGCAUGCGGCCUGUCCCCACACCGGCGGCCGCCAUGUUGGUUGUCAGAGGCCCUGCAGCUGGAGCUGGGGCCGGGGGGAGGUGGAGGUGCUGCCGCUGCUCGGUGUCAGUCCGGGGAUUGGUGUUUGAGGGGUAUUAGAAAUUGUACAAGUCUUUGCCGCAAUGUCGUAUAUGCUGCCACAUCUCCACAAUGGCUGGCAAGUAGACCAGGCCAUCCUGUCAGAGGAGGAUCGUGUUGUUGUCAUUCGCUUUGGUCAUGAUUGGGAUCCAACUUGUAUGAAGAUGGAUGAGGUCUUGUAUAGUAUUGCUGAAAAGGUGAAAAACUUUGCUGUUAUUUAUCUAGUGGAUAUUACAGAGGUACCAGACUUCAACAAGAUGUAUGAAUUGUACGAUCCAUGUACUGUUAUGUUUUUCUUCAGAAACAAGCACAUCAUGAUUGAUUUGGGCACAGGCAACAACAACAAAAUUAAUUGGCCCAUGGAAGAUAAGCAGGAGAUGAUUGACAUUGUUGAAACAGUUUACAGAGGAGCCCGCAAAGGAAGGGGUCUUGUGGUAUCUCCAAAGGACUAUUCCACCAAAUAUAGAUAUUGAGGAGUUUUGAAUGUUCAGCUGAACAGUUCACCAUAAGCUUCAUCCUGGAAGUACUAUUCUUGAAUAUGAAGCACCAACUUUCAAAAUGCAUCUGUUUAUACAUUUGCCUAGGAUAUCCUCACUGUUAUCUACUACACAAUUCAUAAACUAUAUAUGAAUAGAAAGUCAUGUUUUUUCAAUUUUUUUUGUUGUGAUAAACCGAAAUUGUUGAUUUAUUUUCCCUUUUUUUUACAAAAAUAAUAAAUUAUGCAACUGUGUCCUGUAUCUGGUAAUAUUUCAUUUUGGGUAGAGUACUUUUGAAUAUUUGACUCAGUGUAGUUUGCACUUCCUUAAUAUCCAAAUAAAAAUAGAACAAUGCCAUGUGAUUGGACUUGGGUUUUCCAGUCAUACUACAGAAGGGAAAUCUAAUUAAAGUUUCUGUCAGUAUUCUGUUUGAAGAGAUAAGCUACCAGUCCCUUUAUUAACAGUGAUUAUAUACAUUUUAUAAACCCUACUAUGUACUAAGCUAAAUUUUCAAUCAGCGUUGAUUGGGUGAUAAAAAAUCUAUUAACUUCAACUAUCAGCAAGAAUCAAUGCUCCCAGCAUUUAUUCUUGACUGCAUAUCCUUCACACAUUAUUUUUGUUCUCUUUCCCACCCCGACCCCCAAAAUAAACAAUUAAGUGCCUUGAACUAGGACCCAGGUCCACAAUCUACAUACUCUUGUGACUGUGUAUUUCAUAAGAUAUUGAUAUUCAAUAUGUAGUUUCUGUUCUUUGUAUUAUAUGAACAGCCAUAAACUACAAGUUUGGGCUGUAUCAACCAAUUAAUUUGGCAAAUAACUUUAGAUUUUAUCAAAUUGACCAUGUGUUUGAAAUAUUGUCAACUGUCGUUUCUUGAGUAAGGUCAUUGUUUCUUGCAUUUGUGAGCCUGUUUGAAAUUUUUGUGUCGCUGCCAUAAUGGAAGAUGCCUUUUCAAAAGCCAAGUGUCUUAAUAUGAAAGUAACUCCAUACUGUACCAUUUAUUCGGAUGUAUCGCUAAACUUCAUGGUCACCAUUUAAAAGUGAAUAGCACUGACUUUUCCUUUCUCGUGCUAAUCACAUUCAAUAGUACUAAUGGAUAAUUCCAUAUUUAUCUAGACAAAAAAGAUAAUGGAAGUGAUCUCAAUAACUUGACUGUUGAAACUCAACUACUAUUUUGUAGUCAAAUGAACUGCUAAUUAAUACUUUUAUUUAAAAAUGCAUUGCUCAUUUCAUAGAAUGUCAAAACAGUAAUCCAUCCUGUUCUAUGAUAGUUCUGAUUGAUGAGUGUUACUCAAUCAUCAGCUAUUCAGACAUGUACUACUGAAGGCUGGUGUCUUGUAAUUAAGGUAAUGGAUUCUUAGUUUAGCAUCUGAGUGUCACUGGUUGUCUAUGGAACAAGCUCAGUAAUUGAAAUCUACAUAAGUGACAACGGUAUGUGUAAUAACUCACCAGACUUUCGAGAGACACGAAGGUUAGAAUGGUAUGGAAGAAGGCAUGUAUUUUUAUAGCAUCUUCACAGGACCAAGGUUGGGGAAGGAGUUUGGAGGUGAAAUAAUUAAUCAAUCCUUCUUUCUACUACAAUUUCUGUUCAAAGAGAUUCAGACCUUGCCUGCUAUUACCUCAUAUAGGUAUUGUAGCACUUGGAUAGAAACUCCAAUUGGUGAAAUGUGGAUAUAGUGGAAAAUGUCAGUUUGUUAAUUUGGCCGUGUGAAAGUUGUACACAUAAGUGUCAUACACCAUGGAAGCAGGCCCUUACGUCCAACCGGUCCAUGCUGAUAAUGUUCCCAAACUAAAUUAGUCCCACCUGCCUGCACUUGGCCCAUAUCCCUCCAAACCUUUCCUGUUCAUGAACUUACCCAAAUGUCUUUUAAAUGUUGUAACUGUAACUAUCUGCAGCAACCAUUUUGGCAAUUCAUUCCACACACGAACCACAUUGUGUAAGAAAGGUUGCCCUUCAUACCGUUCUUAAAUCAUUCUCCUGUCACCUUCGAAAUAGGGCCCCUAGUUUUGAACUAUCCCACCAUAGGGAAAAGACCUUUGUCAUUCACCUUGUGUAUGCUCCAUGUGGUUUCAUCAACCUCAGUAAAGUCACCCCCUCAACCUUGUACACUCCAGUGAAAAAAAAAGUCCUAGCCUUUCCAUUUUUUUAAUAUCUCAACCCCUCUGUUCCUGGCAACACCUAGAUAUACCUAAGAUUGAUAUCAAACCCUUUGUGACAAAUUGACCAAUAAUUCAGAAUUCUAAGUUGCUCUUUAAGUUAAAUGGUUUGCAUCAUCUGCUAUAUUUUUCUCUUUGUCAUUGUCAGAAGUGAAGUGUUUACUGUGUUCAUGACUCCCUCCUUGCAUUCUCCAAUAAAAAGAAUACACCAGUGCA